AUGGGAGGGAUACUCAACCGUCGGAUUCCGUUCAGAGAGGGUUAGAAUUUUCUUUUUGGCACUUUACAAAAUGGUAGAGGAAAUUGCGGCAAAGGCGGAAACUAAGCAAGGUCGAUGUGUCAAAGAUCACCUUAUUAACUUGUGGAUUGAUAUGUUGAAGUGUAUGCUGGUGGAAUUGGACCUUUGGAAAAUUAAAUCAACUACCCCAAGCAUAGAGGAGUACUUGUCUGUUGCAUGUGUAACUAUUGGUGUUCCAUGUUUUGUUCUCACAUCACUAUAUCUUCUUGGACCAAAACUGUCCAAGGAUGUCAUAGAAAGUUCUGAGGUCAGUGCCUUAUGCAAUUGUACAGCUGCUGUGGCCCGAUUGAUUAAUGAUAUACACAGUUACAAGAGAGAACAAGCAGAAAGUUCAACAAAUAUGGUAUCAAUAUUAAUAACACAAAGUCAGGGAACUAUCUCUGAAGAAGAGGCUAUAAGACAGAUAAAGGAAAUGAUGGAAAGUAAGAGAAGAGAGUUGCUAGGGAUGGUUCUACAAAAUAAAGAAAGCCAAUUGCCACAAGUGUGCAAGGAUCUUUUUUGGACGACAAUCAACGCAGCUUAUUCUAUACAUACACAUGGCGAUGGGUAUCGCUUCCCAGAGGAAUUCAAGAACCAUAUCAACGAUGUAAUUUACAAACCACUCAAUCAAUAUUCCCCAUAAUAUGCCUUAAAUCUUUUACAAUAUGUUACUAAUCUUUGGAACUUGGUUGUGAUAUUAUUAGAUGCAUGGACGAAUUGUACUUCUUUUAUGUUGUGCACAAUAAUGUACAACUGUUACUAUGGGAAAAACUUACUUACACUGCUAUUUUAACUAAA
Messenger RNA from Nicotiana tabacum (common tobacco), 855 nucleotides. The record is from RefSeq and is a predicted model, not a curated record. NCBI's taxonomy places the organism in Eukaryota, Viridiplantae, Streptophyta, Magnoliopsida, Solanales, Solanaceae.